Molecule: messenger RNA, 1040 nt
Organism: Rhipicephalus sanguineus (brown dog tick)
Lineage: Eukaryota; Metazoa; Arthropoda; Arachnida; Ixodida; Ixodidae
Product: probable caffeoyl-CoA O-methyltransferase 2
Exons: 5
Coding region: 230-769 (179 amino acids)
Molecular function (GO): O-methyltransferase activity; S-adenosylmethionine-dependent methyltransferase activity
Source: RefSeq, a predicted model, not a curated record
AUUGAAUCAGUGUUUAUGACGUACAGGGUAUAUAAGAGUGAAUAAGGAGCACGCAUCAGCUUCCGAGUAAGGUGGCGAUAUAUAGAAAUAGGGAUGCGGCUUCUCGUAGCAUGUUAUAAGACGGCGCAGACUUGCAUCUUCCUUCCUGUUAAUUUUUUUUAUUCUUACCAUAUGUUGUUAACAUUUGCGUUCGUCAUCGAAGGAGACACAGAAGCAUUCUGAGGCUCGAAUGAUGGGCGACACGGCGGAGCUCCAACUAUUCGACAUCCUCCUCAAGGCCAUAGGAGCCAGAAAUUACCUGGAAAUUGGUGUAUUCACUGGCGUGAGCGCAUUGGCGGCCGCCCUAGCGCUACCACCUGACGGUCGGGUAAUUGGACUGGAGGUCAACGCGGAAACUGUUAAUGUCGGGAGGCCAUUCUGGAAAGAGGCUGGCGUCGACGACAAGAUAGACAUUAUUAUUGGUGACGCGAAGAAGUCUCUAGCCGAUUUGAUCGCUCAAGGCAAAUCGAACUCCUUCGACUUCGUUUUCAUCGAUGCCAAUAAAGAGUCCUCAGACGAUUACUACGAGAGGAGUCUGCAGCUCGUCAGACGCAACGGCAUCAUCGCGAUCGACAAUGUCCUAUGGCACACGAGGACGUUCAACCCGAACAUCAACGAUCCUCGGACAGAGGCCACUCGGCGACUGAACCGCAAGCUGGCGACCGACGAGCGAGUCCAGAUCAGCAUGGUCCCCAUAGGGGACGGAGUCACGUUAGUGCUCAAGAAGUGAACGACGCCGACACCGCCGGCCUCAUUCACCUAUUUGUGUAGACUCAUGCAUAGGCGUGCGCAGGGUUCGCCAUUAGGAGGCAAGGUUUCAUCGCAGCGCCUGAAAUACCUAUCCACGUUGCGACACGGUGGCGAGAACAACAAUUUUCCUCUGCUAUAAACGAUAAUCUCGUAUCAUCAUGACAGCGUUGAUCGUUUGUACAAUAUCCUACGCCGCGAUAUUGAAAGACCCGAGGUGAUGCUUUCAGCAUUAAAUAUUAUUUUGUUUGCUG